This is a messenger RNA of Heterobasidion irregulare TC 32-1, 183 nucleotides long. RefSeq lists its product as uncharacterized. NCBI's taxonomy places the organism in Eukaryota, Fungi, Basidiomycota, Agaricomycetes, Russulales, Bondarzewiaceae. The record is from RefSeq and is a predicted model, not a curated record. The transcript has 2 exons. Bases 1 to 183 code for a protein of 60 amino acids.
AUGAGCACUCUUUCACGACGGGAGGAGGAUACGUUGCUCAAGACUACCAAAGCCCAUGCCCUUAAGGAAUGUGAUUCAAUCGUGAAAGAUUUUGCCGAAUGUGCCACUGGUCGCACUGUCACCGUGGCUUGGGCUUGCAAAAACAAGUACAAGGCUGUCCAAGACUGCAUGUAUCGAUUGUGA